AUGACUGACGUUGAGCUCACUACCGUGGGCUCAAAUGACAGCAAGAGUGCCGGGAAUGUGUAUGUGACGGAUGCGCCGACCGAGGUCGAGCUCCAUCGCCGCUUCUCGUUCUUCGCAUGUCUUGGCCUGGCGUUCAGUCUUCUCAAUUCGUGGACAGCCAUGGCCGCGUCGCUCUCGGUUGUCCUCGGAUCAGGUGGACAGGUUGCGAUGGUUUGGGGCCUCGUCGUCUCUGCGGUGGGGACCAUGUUCAUGGUUGUGUCUCUGGCCGAGAUCUGCCACGUCUUCCCACUCUCGGGCGGACAGUACGACUGGACCUUCUGUGUCGCGCCGCUGCGGUGGCGCAACGGCCUCUCCUACGCCGUUGGCUGGGCUGCGUGUGCAGGUUGGAUCUCCCUGUUCGCUGGCGGCUCCAGUCUCUGCAUGCAGUUCGUCCUGGGAUGUGCCGCAAUCUUUAACCCAGACUUUGCACCGACCAACUGGCAAAGCUUUCUGCUGUUCCUGUUCUUCCCCCUCAUUGCGGCUCUGCUCAAUCUCUUUGGCGUGCGCCUCCUCCCGACUGUAGACAGGGUCGCGUAUUUCCUGGGCAUGAUAGGCAUCGUCGUGGUGUCAAUCGUGCUCCUCGUUUGCUCAAGGGGUCGCUACCAGAGCGCCAAGGAGGUGUUUGCAACAUUCAACAACGCCACGGGCUGGCCUGAUGGAAUGGCUUUCAUCCUCGGCCUCCUCCAGAGCACACUGGGCCUGACCGCCUUUGACGCUGCCAGUCACAUGGUCGAGGAGAUUCCGCAGCCUGCAAAGAACGCACCGCGCAUCAUGAUCAUUGCGGUUGGUCUCGGCUCUGUCACGGCGUGGAUCUUCAUGGUCGUCAUCCUCUUCGCUCUCUCCGAUUUUGAAGCCGUCGCUGCCGCCCCCACUGGGCCGCUCCUUCAGAUUUACUACCAGUCGACCAAGUCGCUCGCUGGAGCAACAUGCCUUGUAAUGUUCAACCUCUUGUCCAUGUUCCUGGCUGUGCAGGCGGUUAACACGGUCUCAUCGCGCAUGGUCAUGAGCUUUGCGCGAGACCGCGGCUUUGGUCCGCUCUCGUCCUACCUUGCACCCAUCCACCCGAAACUCAUGGUGCCUGCGUGGUCGGUCAUCUUCGUCACGGCAUGGGUGUUUGUCUUUGGCCUCAUCUACCUCGGCUCGACGGUUGCGCUCAACGCCAUUCUCGCUGCUGCCAUCGUGCUGUUGCAGAUCUCGUACAUGGUGCCGAUCGCGACGGUGCUCAUCCGCGGAGGCGAGACUGCGUACGCCGGACAUACGCGUCAGUGGGGCCUCGGGCGGUGGCGCCGGCCGAUCAACAUCGGCGCUCUGUGCUUCGGACUUCUGACGAGCGUAUGUUUUGUGUUCCCUCCAGUGAUCCCGGUGACUGGCGCGACAAUGAACUACGCGGUCGUCGUGCUCGCCGUGGUGUUCACGAUCUGUGGGCUGCUGUACGCAUUCGACGGGCGCAAGAAGUUCCAUGGGCCGCUGGACCUGGAGGAGAGGCUGAUGAUCAACAAGGCGGAGUGA
Messenger RNA from Cutaneotrichosporon cavernicola, 1548 nucleotides. RefSeq lists its product as uncharacterized. Gene Ontology annotation, biological process: transmembrane transport. The transcript is spliced from 5 exons. NCBI's taxonomy places the organism in Eukaryota, Fungi, Basidiomycota, Tremellomycetes, Trichosporonales, Trichosporonaceae. Gene Ontology annotation, molecular function: transmembrane transporter activity. Gene Ontology annotation, cellular component: membrane. The record is from RefSeq and is a predicted model, not a curated record. Bases 1 to 1548 code for a protein of 515 amino acids.